Kwoniella shivajii is the source of this 3879-nucleotide messenger RNA. RefSeq lists its product as uncharacterized. Gene Ontology annotation, biological process: positive regulation of Rho protein signal transduction. The transcript has 7 exons. Bases 1 to 3879 code for a protein of 1292 amino acids. The record is from RefSeq and is a predicted model, not a curated record. Gene Ontology annotation, molecular function: guanyl-nucleotide exchange factor activity. Lineage: Eukaryota; Fungi; Basidiomycota; Tremellomycetes; Tremellales; Cryptococcaceae.
AUGAAAUCGCUUUUGUCAAGAUUCAAAAAUGGUCCAAGCUCAAACGAAAGAUCUUCCUCUUCAUCAACGACUCGAGACAAAGAGAAUGUAUCGCCAUCUAAGUCCAACAGUAUAAAGAAGAUCUCAUCAAAAUCUCAUAUAGCUGAACGACCGCAAUCAACGAUCAAUGCAGCAAACUCCAUAAAACCUGGGACAAAUCAUCAUACAGCUCUUGAAAGCGCCAGACCACAUUCUGUUCACGGUCAGUUCCUGAAUGUAGAUCGUUCACCGGUCACUGGGUCAUGGACCGAAAAUACGAAUAGACAUAGAUCGGUUAGUGCUUCUAGUGAUAUUGCAGAUACAAAUAAAGCGAAUCCAGGAGGAAAGAAAGUAACGUUUAGAUCACCCGCACCUACACCCACAACAAGUGUACUCUUGGAAGACGCUAUCAACGAAUCUGCACAACUGAAUCCUAAAUCCGAUGAUGGUACAAAACAAUCAUCAUCGACUCUACCUUUGAAACGAAGCUCAAUGUCGACAUUAAGACCACCAACAUCCCUCUCGACAACACAAGUUUCGAGGCCGACAACUUCCCAGUCCACAAACACCAACAGACCGAGACCUAUCUCUAGACAGACAUCACCUUUCUUACCUUCGCUAGCAAUACGUACACCAACGUUUCGCAAAGCUUCUCUACCACCUCGAACAUUAGAAGGUCGAUCAACGAGUGAUUCACCGACUAAGAGCUCAACAAUCCUGUCGCCAACUCCGACCCCGUCAGAGAUGUCGACUGGUGCGACUAGCACUAUGAGUUAUCUACCUCAACUUAACAGCUGGAGCGAGAUGGCCGAAGAUGAAUUAAUAGCUAAUCUAGGUCCGAAAGAAAGGACCAGACAGGAAGUUCUUUGGGAAAUCGUAAGCUCUGAAGAGAGAUACGUACAAGAUCUUAUGAGAUUCAACGACACAGUCUGUAAAUCACUGAUACCCAUUUCAGCCAACUCACCUCAUUUGGAUUUAUACGAUCCCGUUUCAGAACUUUCACGCACAAUGUCACCCGCUUCACCAGCUUUAUCAGGUAACGAGUCAUUUGUGAAUCUACCAAUAGCCGCGAGAUAUGCUUCAUCUCGCUAUAGCGGAGAACGAUAUCCAUCUGACUCAUCUGCUAGCACUGCACCACCAGUAACGCCAAAUGACGACAUUAUCGCCAGAGGAACAGCGGGUCCACCACCUUCAAGCGCAGCGAGGAUGAACGCUUAUAAUAUACUCACAAAUGGUCGUCCAUCACAUAGAACCAGUUUCUCAAGUUUAAAGGGAACUAGAUCACACCAAUCAUUGCCUCCCCCAGCAACGCGACAAGGAUCAUAUUCCUCCCAGUCGAACUUGCAUCCUUCUGACAACAAUAACAGAACGUCAUAUCAUCCUGGAUUCAGUAGCCUACACAACAAACUACAUAAAGCGAGCUCCAGAGUCAGCUCAGGUGGCUCAAUGAAUGGAAGAGACGUCAGACUACCUGAAGAUUUGGAAAAAGUCCUGACCGUCUUAUCAGGAGGGAUACUAGAAGGUCACAUCAAACUUGCAGCAGCGUUGAAAAGGAGAUACGAGGAUCAAUAUCCUUUGGUACGGAGUUUAGCAGACGUCUUCACUUCUCAUUCAUAUAUAUUGAGAGAAUACUCCACCUACGUUCUACAUCUCGAAAAAGCGUUAUCUCAAGUGGACGAAACGUUGACACUGUUCUCCGAUCCCGCUCAUCCACACACCAAUAAAACGAAGCGAGUCUCAAAAAAGGUGGAAGAUUCUGAACAGGGUCAUCUGGCUAGAAAGUUGCUUUCAUUAGAAGAAUUAGCUUCUGAACGUGGAGAAGCUGGAUUGAUCAUUUCACUAUCAAAACCAUUUCAAAGGUUACUGAAAUAUCCUUUACUAUUCCAAAAUCUAUUGUUCAACACAGAUCCUAGUUUGAAAGAAUACGAAGCUACUUUAUCCAUGGUCGAUGAAGUCGAGGGUAUAGUAAGGACUAUCGAAGAUGAAAAGAGUAAUGAAGAGGAAAGGGAGAAAACCAGAGAUAUAUGGGCGAGGAUUGAAGGUCUGGAAAAGGAUAAACUCCUCAUGACACCGAAAUCUAAUCGGAUGUUGAUCAGUGAGACGAAAUUACCGACGCCAGAAGGCUCCCACUCAAGGGCCCAGAAAGAGACUACUUCGGUAAAAGGAAAGAAGUCUUUUAAGAGAUUAAGUGAUAUCUUAAAAGGGGGAGAUACUGCCGAACUCUGGGUGGUUCAACUGACAGACGUCUCUCUCCUAUGUGAAAGAAUUGGUAUGACUCAACUCCCGAUCGCGAGUUUUCAGAGAACUUCAAAAAGUGAUUCUACGAAUGACCAUGGAAGCAAACGACAUUCUGGUAUGGGGAAAAGAAGCAUUUCGAUCAGAGCCAGAAAUCUGUACCGGUUCGUCAAAGUCCACGAAUGGCAUCUGAAAUCGAAGACAGGCAGCACAGAUGCGCUCUUGAAGACGAACGAUACGUCCACAUCUAGAGAGCGAUCAUCUGAGACCCAUGAAUCACCACCAAAAUCUAAGUAUCCAACAUUACCAUCAAUAGCAGGAACGCCUACGAAAGUACCUACAAAAACGACUGAUGGAUCAUCCCCGGCCAAAUCGUUUAGAUCACGUAAAGUGGAUGACGAUUCCAUCUCAAUGGUAUCAGAUGGCAUAUCAGAAAUGUCUUUCGCUUUCAAAUCGGGGGAUCAGGUGAAACCUAACGUCAGAGCGAAACCAAAACGAUCUUCUUCCUCAUCAAAGGUCAAUCCCACCAACAGAAUCAGCUCCAUGCACGCUUCGACCGCUGCACCAGGGAAAAAUAGAAUAUCAUCACAAAGUCACCCAGCGCUACAAAGAAGGUUUAGCAAUGGUCACGUAGCGAGUCAAGCUGCCAAUGCUAAAUUCGCACAUCGAUUGAGAUCUCCCGAUUUAUCAAAUCAAAGUGAUAAUGAAAAUGGUAUCACACCAACAGGACCCAAAAACAGAAGAUCGUUACCACCUACAAUGAUGAGUGGUGGAUUGAGACCACUCCAGACGGCGACCUUAGCCACAGCAACAGCUCAAGUUAAACCAGCAUGGAAUUUAGGUAAUUCAACGACUUUAACUACCACCAACAUUAGGAGAGCAUCUACUCCUGCGUCUUCAUCACAAAUCGGUUCAAUCAGGAAUACUUCUUCGCCAAGUAUUACUGAGGGGAGACGAAUUCCGAUUGGUAGAUCAUCAACUAAACCUACUCUAGUCAAUAAACCUAAAAUCGCGAGUGCGGAGCAGAAAGAGGUCAAUCCUGAUUGUCAUGACGAUAUCGAUGAUAAGAAUGAAAUAAAAAAGAUGCCAAGUAAAGAAGAUUCAGUAGUGGGAUUAUGGAAAGCUUUUGACGAGACAAAAGGACUAGGAAUACCGUAUAACGAUACGCCGGAAAAGGACAAACCUGCUUCGAUAAGGGGAACUAGUGUAAGAGGAACUACACCAUUAAGAGGUAUUACAGCUCCAGUAAGAGGAAACACCUCAGUACCCAGGGGAGGUGCAGCUUCGGUAAGAGGAGGGUCAACGUUUUUCGUAGGAACAGCCAGGAGACCGGUCACACCUUCAACGAGAGAGUCAGCUGUAGGGAAUGGUGCCGCAGCGGCAACUAGGGGAACUAUAUCAGCCAGAGGAACCCCACCCAGAUUAAGGGCGAACACACCUUCUACGAGAGGAACUCCACCUAGAAGUAGGGCGAACACACCCUCAGUACGAGGCACGACGGCAACAACAAGCUCAGUAAGAGGUGGAAGUGUUACUUCUGCAAAAAUGGCGGGUAAAGCAGCAGCUGUCGGAAGAGGCGGGACGAUGGUCAGUAGUAGGAAGAGAGAUUUAGGUGGGAAGAUCUGA